AUGCUUCUCAUUGGCAUCCUGGUCCUUUUGGUGACAGUCUGUGCAAUGCUGGCGUUGCGGCCUUGUAGCGAUCACCGAAAGAACUCGGGUGAUGCAAAGGGCGGGAACGAGGUGCAUAAUUUUUUUGUCUCAGCAGGUGGGUUUCGUUGCCAACAGGCGGCGUACUUUGCAAGGGAGGAGGUUGCGCGUCACGCGUCGGAGUCUGACCUCUGGCUGGUGAUCGAUGGAAAUGUGUUGGAUGUGAGUUUGUUCGUGCGACAGCACCCGGGUGGGCUGCUGAUCAUGGAGGGCGCAGGCGGCCGUGACGCGGCGGCGCUCUUCUCCGAGUUCCAUUUGCCAUCGACGGUAAAGCUCUUUGAGAAGUACUGCAUUGGGCGUUUGAAGGAGUAG
Messenger RNA from Trypanosoma conorhini, 390 nucleotides. RefSeq lists its product as uncharacterized. Gene Ontology annotation, molecular function: heme binding. Gene Ontology annotation, cellular component: membrane; intracellular membrane-bounded organelle. The coding region runs from base 1 to 390 and encodes 129 amino acids. The transcript has a single exon. The record is from RefSeq and is a predicted model, not a curated record. Lineage: Eukaryota; Euglenozoa; Kinetoplastea; Trypanosomatida; Trypanosomatidae.